Nannospalax galili (Upper Galilee mountains blind mole rat) is the source of this 5761-nucleotide messenger RNA. RefSeq names its product zinc finger protein 709-like. Lineage: Eukaryota; Metazoa; Chordata; Mammalia; Rodentia; Spalacidae. Gene Ontology annotation, molecular function: DNA-binding transcription factor activity; RNA polymerase II cis-regulatory region sequence-specific DNA binding. The coding region runs from base 15 to 1775 and encodes 586 amino acids. The transcript has 4 exons. Gene Ontology annotation, biological process: regulation of transcription by RNA polymerase II. The record is from RefSeq and is a predicted model, not a curated record.
UCUCCAGGGCCGCCAUGUUGCGGAUUCUGCUGCGCGGUGAGGGAGGUGCUCCAGUCGGGCCGCUGCACAGCGCCCUGAGCGCCCCAACCAGGAGCUGUGCCGAGAGCGCGGGCGAAGCCGGAAGCCGGGCCAUGGAUUUAGUGACCUUUGAGGAUGUGGCUGUCAUCUUCACUUUGGAAGAGUGGGCUUUGCUGGAUCCGUCUCAGAAGAAUCUCUACAGAGAUGUGAUGCAGGAAACCUGCAGCAACCUCGCUGCUAUAGGACACAGAUGGGAAGAGCAGAAUAUUGAAGAUGAUUCUAAAAAUCUUGGAAGAAAUCUAAGGCACGUCAUAACUCACUCUGAGGAACCAUAUGAGCAUGAAGAAUAUGGGAAGAAGCCAUAUGAUUCUAAUUCUCUCAUAAGUGUUCAAGGGUACCUGGAAACUCACACUGUGAAUGGACCUUGUGAAUGUGAGGUAUGUUUAAAAUCCUUUGGUUUUCCAAGUUCAUUUGGAAUAUAUCACCAAACUCACAUUGGAGACAACUUCUUUGAAUACAAGGAAUGUGGAAAGGACUCUGUUUAUCAUAGUUCACUUUAUACACAUGGAGGCACCCACACUGUAAGAAAAUGUUAUGAAUGUAAUCAGUGUGGUAAAAUUCUGAGUUCUUCCAGUUCUCUUCAAAGACAUGAGAGAAUUCAUACAGGAGAAAGACCCUAUAAAUGUAACCAGUGUGGUAAAGCUCUGAGUUCUUCCACUUCCCUUCAAAGACAUAAGAGAAUUCAUACAGGAGAAAGACCCUAUAAAUGUAACCAGUGUGGUAAAGCUCUGAGUUCUUCCACUUCCCUUCAAAGACAUAAGAGAAUUCAUACAGGAGAAAGACCCUAUAAAUGUAACCAGUGUGGGAAAGCUUUUAGAUGCCACAGUGCUCUUCAGUUACAUGAGAGAAUUCAUACUGGUGAAAAGCCCUAUGAGUGUAAAGAGUGUGGUAAAGCCUUUACGUGCCACAGUUAUCUUCGAUUACAUGAAAGGACUCAUACUGGCGAGAAGCCCUAUGAAUGUAAGCAGUGUGGUAAAGCCUUCAGAUGUCAGACCUCCUAUCAGAGACAUAAAAUAAUUCAUGGUGGAGAAACCUUCUAUGAAUGUAAACAAUGUAGUAGGCUCUUCAUUUAUCCCUCUUUACUUCAAAUGCAUGAAAGAACUCACACUAGUGAAAAACCCUAUAAAUGUAAACAGUGUGGUAAGUCAUUCCUUUACCCCUCUUUACUUCAAAUGCACGAAAGAACGCACACUGGUGAAAAGCCCUACGAGUGUAAACAAUGUGGUACAGCUUUUAGACAUCACUCUUCCCUGCGAUUACAUGAAAGAACUCACACAGGAGAAAAACCCUAUGAAUGUCAACAGUGUGGGAAAGCCUUUACACGUCAUACUUCCCUUCGAUUACAUGAAAUAACUCAUACUGGAGAGAAACCCUAUAAAUGUAAAGAAUGUGGUAAAGCUUUUAGACAUCACUCUUCCCUUCGGUUACAUGGAAGAAUUCAUAGUGGAGAGAGACCCUAUGAAUGUAAACAAUGUGAUAAAGCCUUUAUAAGAUAUAGUUACCUUCGAUUACAUGAAAGAACUCAUACAGGAGAAAAACCUUAUGAAUGUCAACAGUGUGGGAAAGCCUUUAGCCGUCACAGUUCCUUUCAGAGACACAAGUCUAUUCAUGUUGUGGACAACCCCUAUGAAUGUCAACAAUAUCUAAUUCCUUUAUCCUUGUUUCCUUCAAAUUCAUCAGACAACUCAUACUGGUGAAAAACACUAUGAAUGUGAGCAGUGUGUAAACCAGAGUUUAUCCUCAUUCACAUAAAAUGCAUGUGAAAAGUCAACAUGGUGAUAAACCUUAAACAUAUAAACAAUGUGGUCUAGACUUCCAAUGCAUGAAGGAGUUUAUGUUGGGCAAAAUUUCUAUGAAUGUAACCAAUAUGGUAAGUAUUUCAUCUGCCACUUUUCCUUUCACAGAAAUAAGCUAAUUCAUGCUGGGGAAAUGCUUAUGAAUGGAAACAACCUGGUCAGUCUUUUAUCCCUAUUUGCUUCAAAUAUAUGAGAGAACUCACAGUGGUAAAAAACCAUAUGAUUUUAAACAAUAUGGUAAUUAGCCUUCAGGAGUCACAAGUCCCUUCAGUAACAUAAAAGACUUCAUCCUGGAAGGAAAAAAACAAUGUUUAGAUGUUUUUGCACCUGUAGAUUCCAUGAAUGAACUCAUGCUGGAAGCAGUCCUGUAAGUGGAAACAAAGCUGUGAAGCCUUCAGAGGUCACAGCUCCUUUCACACAGCAAUUGGUGAGACAAAGUGCUGUGAGUGUACAGAGUGUGGUAAGUUAAUGGUUGCUAGGAGAUGAACAGACGUUUUCUUCAGUGGCAUGGCUGCCCAUCAGCUGCCCAUGCUUCUGUAAACAGUGGUUCCCCAAGCUAUACUUGGUUGGAAUAACUUUUUUGUUUCUAUUAUUGGUACCGUAUGUGGGGUGAAUAGGCCUUUGUUCAUGUGUACUCAGAAAAUGUUCACAUAACACUUGGUACCUGAACAUGGGGCAUAACAGAACCAAAGAUGAGUUUGAGAGGAACACUUGCUUUGUCCCUUGUAGGUGAUGAAACAUGCCACCGAGGGGAAGCUUUGUGAGGGUGGAGCAUCUGUGAGGUUAAUCCUGGGAUGGCUUCCUUUACAGUGUGCCAUGGAAUGGCAUGGCUUCUUACUGCAGUACUAGUUGCGUUGCCCUUACUGUGAACUUCUAUGUCAUAUGGAGUUACAUGCUUCUCUAACAAAUGAGGUCUGCCACACUGAGUAUACAGACACUCGCAUGUGGAUAACAGGCUAAAGAAUAUAUUACAAUCCCUGUAGGUAGCACAUAUGGACAGAAUUAAGUAGGCAUCAGGUGCAUGACCCUUGCUCUAAGCAGUAUAGCAUGUAACUGAGGCAUAGCUGUCUGUCCAACAUGAAUUUGCCCCUUUGAUGGAGGAGUUACUGUGAGGAAAAGACAUGCAGAUACUGUGCACUUAGCCUCAGAAUUGGCAGGAAGAAUGGGCAAGAGAAUGGGAAUGAAUGAGAUGCAGGUGCUGGCUUCUGGUUUCCAACAGCUGGGGAUGGCAUGAAGGAAACAUUUAAAAUUAAGUCUAUGCUAAGUAGUGCUUUCAUGGGAUCCUAAACUUGGAACCUAUGGGAAAGAUAGAACACUGAGGGUGCUGUAUUUGAAGGGAGUGUAUUAGAAAUGAUCAAAGUCAGCCCUUAGACCUGACCUUUAAUACAGAGGAGUGGAAAAUCACUGGCACAGUAUGUGAAUGAAGACCCAAAUAGCCCAGUAACGGGAGCUGUAAUAAUCAGCAAAUAUUCUGCCUUUUGAAGGCUUUGAAAUUUGAGGAAAUGAUUAAUGACGAUAUUAAAGAUAGAGCAGUGGAGCUGAAGAAGUCUGUGUUUUCCCCAGAGUUGGGCAUAUAUGUCCCCAUGGUAAUGUGUGCAUUCUCCUGAAGGAAGGAAUACUUUGUGUGUAAAUUGUCCAGUAGUCAGGGCAUUCAGUGAAGACGCAGCAGUGUGCCACAGCUUGGGCCCAGAGACUGUCAGACCCCAGGAGCCUGUGGACUUAGAGCAGGUGAGAGCCUGUCUGAACUUCCUCUUGGCCCUUUGCCAAUUAGAGAACAAGAGGCAGCCCCUUCCUCACCAGUGCUGUUGGAGGCAAGGAAAUGCAUGGCAGGCCUGUGGCAACCUGGAAGAGGAUGCAGGAUGGCUUCUGCAGAAUGGCUGGCUAGGGCCACCAGACCAGUACUCAUUUUCUUUUCCUUCUGAGGCAGUUUCCCAUCUGGCCUCAGAUUUGCUGUAUAGCCCAGGAUGACCUUGACCUGAUCCUCCUGCCUCCAUCUUCUAAGUGCUGGUGUACGUAUGUAUGCACCACCUCACCUGGUUUCAUGUGGUUCUGGGGAUCAAACUCAGGUUUCAUACAUGUGAGACAAGGACUCUACCACCUGUGCUACAAUGUCAGCUCAAUAUUGAGGAAAGAGUGGACAGUUUUAUUUGUUGUCCCUUUAGCUUCUGACUUCUGCGUUCAACUGACACUUGUUUGGUAUUGUGGCUUGUAGGCCUUCUGUUUACCCUUUCCAAAAAGAUUUCACUUCCUAGAUGGCAUAAUGCUAACCUCUGGAGUGUUUCACAGAACUUAGAAAAGCAUCUGAAUGAGAUAAAAGAGUGAAGAUGGGAAGGCAGUAUAUACAGGCUGUAACACGGGUGAUACACAAGGUGAAUGAGGAAAGUCCUCAACAGCCUGGGCCUGUAGACAUUAAAACAGCAUUGAACUGUUUGGAUGGAAGCACUCUGUGUUCAUGGGAAACGAUGCUCCCAGAAGAUAAGCUAUUUAGUGAAAAUGGCAGUGCCAGGGGUGGGCUACCUCUGUAGGAUUUGACCAUGGAGCCCCCCCCCCAUAGAUUCCUCAAAUAAUAAAGGCUGUUUCCACUGCUGCUAGUUGCUUACAAGAACUAGAUAGUAAGACUGUUGCUGGAGACACCACAUACUUUGAUUGCUCAAUGUGAAGAAAUCAAGCUGGGACUGAGCUGGCAUCUUCCUCCUUGCCUGCUAGCAGUCAUAGUGCUUGUGGGCGCUUGCAGCAGAAUUGUCAACACUACUGUUCAGCUGUGGACCCUGCAUGUUAUACUACCAAAAUGCCAAUCAAGAUGUGCCUACUAGGGCUAGUGAGAUGUCAGCAGGUGAGGGUGUUUGCUGCCAAGCCUGAAAACUUCAGUUCGAUCCCUGGAACCCAUGUGAUGGAAGGAGAGAACCAAACCUCACAACUUGUCCUCUGGUCUCUGUAUAUGUACCAUGCAUCUUCCCCCACCUCUGCAAUAAAUAAAUAAACAGACAAAUGUGAUAAAUCUGCUCACUGGUACAAUAUCGGCAUGAUUUAUGAGAGUAACCAAUGGCUUUCUGAUUGGAUUUGGGGCCUGCUCACAGGGGGACGUCCAUGUCUGGUACUAAAAGAACAGUGAAAAUCCACUGAUGUUGCUUUGCUAGGUGGAUAUGACCUUGUGUUUAUGCCCAUAGAUUUUUAGUCAGAGAAGCAUCUUUCUGUGGUAGGUAAUAGUACUUCUGAGUCUCAUAACUCAUCAAAAUAUCACCCCUCCAAGGCUUGGGGCACUUUCUGGAAAUGUGGGUGGAAAUAAUGUAAGAGCCAGAGGAAGGAUGGAAUGUUUUGGAAAACUGACCUUUGAAAAUAACAUUGCUGUUUUUUUUUUUCCUUGAAAUCUCAGCACCUGUGAUUACUUACAGGCGACCUGGACAGAACUGAACCCUUUAAUGUUUUAUGGAGAGGGGUAGCCAUGAAGCUCUGCUCACCACGGACAUAUGGCAAUUAAUAUUCAUGGAGGGAGGGGAUCUUGAGGCCUUUGCCCCUCCCUGAUGAUCUUUAGGCAGAUCUUGGUACUAAUAGAGUUGGCUCUCACAAGGCCUCUCAUAUAAGCAGUAAAUGGUUGCUGGGAAGGAGAGAGAUUUUUCUUUUCUUUUUUGGUCUAUUUUGAGACAGGGUCUCCUUGUAGCCCCAGCUCUUCUGGAAGUCACUAGGUAGACCAGGCUGGCCUCAAACUUACAGAGUUCUGCCUGCCUCUUCUUCCCAAGUGCUGGGACUAAAGGUGUGCACCACCAUACCAGCAAGGGAUCUAAUUUUCUUAAGUGGUGUAACCCCCGUACAUUUCCCAUGUUCCUGUCAGUAACCCCUCACCCUUCUCCUGUAAGUAACCCUAAUUAAAAGAAUUGGUUCAAACUGUA